Messenger RNA from Rana temporaria (common frog), 2265 nucleotides. It is a transcript of the gene KCTD8, whose product is annotated as potassium channel tetramerization domain containing 8. Gene Ontology annotation, molecular function: protein binding. Bases 207 to 1466 code for a protein of 419 amino acids. The record is from RefSeq and is a predicted model, not a curated record. Lineage: Eukaryota; Metazoa; Chordata; Amphibia; Anura; Ranidae. Gene Ontology annotation, biological process: regulation of G protein-coupled receptor signaling pathway; protein homooligomerization. The transcript is spliced from 2 exons.
AAGGGUGUAGAGCGGUGUAGAGCGGUGGUCGCUGUCCGCGGUGCUGAUUGUCGCUCAGUCUUAGUAGAUCGGGCUGAGUAGUGAGCGUUGUAGAGCGGUGCAGAGCGGCGGUCGCUGUCCGCGGUGCUGAUAGUAGAUCGGUCUGAGUAGACCGCGUGUGGAGCGCUUCCCCCGGCCGGCCGGGCUAUUUCCUAUGCCUGGCUGCCAUGGCUCUGAAGGACACCAUCCUCCCGAUCAGUGAGAUGUCCUAUCCCUUCCCAGAAGUGGUGGAGCUGAACGUGGGCGGCCAGGUCUAUGUCACCAAGCACUCCACUCUCACCAGUGUUCCGGACAGCACUUUGCACAGCAUGUUCUCCAGGAACAACGUCCAGGAGCUGCCCAGGGACAACCGAGCCCGCUUCUUCAUAGACAGGGACGGCUUCCUCUUCAGGUACGUGCUGGACUUCCUCCGGGACAGACAGCUGUCCCUGCCCGACCACUUCCCGGAGAAGGAGCGUCUCCUCAGAGAAGCCGAGCACUUCCAACUACACGAGCUGGUCAAGCUGCUGACCCCCAAAGUCACCAAGCAGAGCUCCCUGAACGAUGAGGGCUGCCAGAGCGACCUGGAGGAGACCUCCCAGAGCAGUGAUCUGAUCAGGACUGCAGCUGUGGAUAAAAAGUCUGGCUUCAUCACCAUAGGCUACAGGGGCUCCUACACCAUGGUCAGGGACAACCAGGCCGACGCCAAGUUUAGGAGGGUGGCCAGGAUCAUGGUGUGCGGCAGAAUAGCCCUGGCCAAGGAAGUUUUUGGGGAAACUUUAAACGAGAGUCGAGACCCCGAUCGCCCCCCUGAAAAGUAUACGUCCAGGUUCUACCUGAAGUUCACCUACCUGGAGCAAGCCUUCGACAGGCUCUCUGAAGCUGGGUUUCACAUGGUCGCCUGCAACUCCACCGGGACGGCGGCCUUCGUCAACCAAUACAGGGACGACAAAAUCUGGAGCAGCUACACCGAGUACAUCUUUUACAGAUCCCCACAGAAAAUAGUAUCUCCAAAACAAGAUUGUGAGGAAAGUAAGCAAGAAAAAGUCUUAGAUAAAGGUAGUGAAAGUGGAACAUCAUGUAAUGAACUGUCUACGUCUAGUUGUGAUAGCCAGUCAGAAGCUAGUACCCCUCAAGAAAAUACAUCUGUGCUUCAGCAAUCAACUUCUCAUCAACAGAAUACUUUAACUCUGGAUCGUCCUUUAAAGAAGAACCAAGUCCAGUGGGUUCCAACACCAGACAAACGCAGGAACAGUGAACUUUUUCAAACACUGAUUAGCAAGUCUCGGGAUAACAAUCUUUCUAAAAGGAAAGUGUCUGAGAAGCCAAGCAUUGAGGAGGAAAUGAAAAAAUGUAUACAAGAGUUUAAAAAAAUUAAAAUUCCAGAUUAUUUUCCAGAGAAAAAACGUCCAUGGCAGAUGGAACUACUAGAAAAAUAUAAUUUGUAGGAACAUUCUAUUAACUAGUGAAAUAUUUGCGCUAUGUUUGUGUACUUCUACCAAAUUCCUUUACAUACACAACAUACACCAAGUAUACAGUUCUGUAUAUCUAAUUUAAAAAAUCCUUGUAAUACGUAUAUGACUUUUUGAAAUAACAAUCAAAUAUUGAAAUUUUCGGAUAUCCCCACAAACAUUACCCUACAGUGGGAAAUACAGCUUAAAAAAUGCAUGUGCUCACAUUGAUGACUAUACAUUCUGCAGAUACCUUUUCACGACUGUAUUUAUUAUAACAAAUUUGUUGACUUUUAUGGUAACAAAUAAACAGUGAUGACAAGAUUGACGACUUUAGAUAAAACCAGUUAAAUAUUUCUGAAAUGCUAUUCAAUGUAAAUGCAAUAAAAUACAUAGCUGCAUGAGCAUAGCAUUAGAAAUAAAACACAAUUGUGAGAUCAGGUGGAUCUUUGGCCUUUGUCAAUUUUUAAUUCAGUAAUAGACUUUAAUCUAUAAUACUCUAUAAUCUAUAGUACUGUGUGUUUCUGUAUCAAUAUGAUAUGCUGUUUGGUGAUUUUUGUUUUAACAAAAGAACAUGUGAGAGUGUAGUCCAUGUGUUUUUCACACUACUGUUUGUAUAGGAAGUUUUAGCCAUUGCCCUGAUUACAGAACAUGUAUGGCAUAGACAAUUAUUAAAUUACAAAUCUUCAAAUACAUUUUUAUAGUUUAUUAUGACAGUGUUAAAUGUAUCUAUAUUCAUUAUUUAAAAUAUUAAUGUUAUAUGUGGGCUAAUUGAAAUACAGUUCCUUAACACUAA